This is a messenger RNA of Arachis duranensis, 2965 nucleotides long. RefSeq names its product probable serine/threonine-protein kinase SIS8. The record is from RefSeq and is a predicted model, not a curated record. Gene Ontology annotation, biological process: protein phosphorylation. Lineage: Eukaryota; Viridiplantae; Streptophyta; Magnoliopsida; Fabales; Fabaceae. Gene Ontology annotation, molecular function: ATP binding; protein kinase activity. The transcript is spliced from 17 exons.
ACUCUCACCUCUCUACCUCACUCACCUUCACCACACGAUCACCGCCUCGUCUCCGCGCCUCUCGCUGGAAACUCUGCCUCAUCUCCGUGCCGCCAGUUGUUGAUCGCAUCUGCUUCGUCCGCGCCCCUGCUCGCCUCCGUCUGUGUCGUCCUGGCCGUGUUGGCUCCGCCGUGGCACACCUUCUCUGCAUCCGCCUCCGCCUCGUGCCUCCUCUGUCUCUUCUUCCUCCGUCUCUGUCGCCCUCGUGUUGGCUCCCUCCUCUGCCGGGUCUGCUCUGCUUGUGCCGGAGCCCUGCUCAUGCGGCCACCCUCUCCUCGCCGGUGGCCUGCCUCUGCAACGGUGGAACGGCCCCAACCCAUCCCUGACUGCUGACUUUUGUUCUACUUCUGGCCUUCUGCAGUGUAGAGGCUGCAGCUUGGUACAAUUGAAGCUGCUGAAGUUUAUAUUUCAAUGAUUUGUAAUUAAAAGACUAUCUUUAGCUUGAUAUGUCUCUUAUGGGUUAAGAACUGUGGCGAGAUGGUUUUAAAUUCCAAAUAUAUAAGACCAUGGAGGAGACACGAGAAGAUGCAGGCCCGUCAGAGCAAGGUCCAUCUAAUGUUUCAUGGUGGCCGUCUGACUUCGUUGAAAAAUUUGGAUCUGUUUCAUUGGGUUCUCAAGAGGAGGCCUUAAACAAUAAAGAACCCCCUAGACAUUCUGGUAAUGAUAUUUUGUCACCUAAAAAUGCAUCUCAAGUUCUCUGGAGCACAGGAAUUCUACAAGAGCCAAUUCCAAAUGGAUUUUAUUCAAUCAUUCCGGACACAAGACUCAGAGAACGUUUUGAUAGUAUUCCUACCUUGGAUGAGCUGCAAGCUUUGGGUGGAGAGGGUUUUAGGGUUGAUAUCAUUCUUGUGGAUUCAGAAAGAGAUAAAAAGCUGUCCAUGUUAAAGCAACUGAUUGUGGCAUUAGUUAAAGGAUUAAAUUCGAAUCCAGCUGCAGUUAUUAAGAAGAUAGCUGGAUUAGUUACUGAUUUUUAUAAGAGACCCAAUGUGGAAAGUCCAGCAAAAGCUGCACUAGAUGAAACCUGCCACUUGUUUGAAAAUCGAGGUGUCCAGAUGCUUGGGCAAAUUAAACAUGGUUCAUGCCGUCCUCGAGCUAUCUUAUUCAAAGCAUUAGCUGAUACUGUAGGUCUUGAAAGUAGGCUUGUGGUGGGCUUGCCAAAUGAUGGGACUGUUGAAUGUGUAGACUCAUACAAACACAUGUCUGUGAUUGUUGAAUUGAAUUCUGUGGAAAUGCUGGUUGAUCUUAUGCGAUUUCCGGGCCAAUUGUUACCACGAUCAACCAAGGCAGUUAUUAUGACUCAUAUUUCUGCAGCAGGAGAGAGUGAUUCAGCAGAAAAUGAUUCUUGUGAUUCACCAUUAGAACCAAACAGUCCCUUAUAUGGGGUUUCAGAGAGUGCUGAGAAGGAGGAAAACCUCCAAUUUCACAGAAGAUUUGAAGCUUCUUCGAAUGCAUCAGGCCGAUCCUUACGUAACAUGAUGUUACGAUCAAACAGUUGUUUGAGUUUGUCUCAUAGUGAACCCAACAUUGCAACUGCAUUUGGUCGGCGUAGUCGGAGAAAAGCCAUUGCUGAACAGAGGACAGCUAGUUCAAGUCCAGAACAUCCAUCAUUUCGGGCGCGUGCACGGUCCCUGCUAAGUGGUGAUAGGACAGCAUUUAGAGAUUUUGCUGAUGAUCAGGCUACAUCAAGAUCCAGCUAUAGGUCAGAUGGUGCAUCCUCAUCAGAACCACGUCGGCCACGAAGAAGAAGCAUCAGCAUUACACCAGAGAUUGGUGAUGAUAUUGUUAGGGCUGUGCGGGCAAUGAAUGAAACCUUGAAGCAAAAACGGGUGGAUGAUAAUUCAUUCUCCCAGUCUCGAAACAAUCAAAUUAAUGAAGCAAAUCUUCAGCAAAAUGAGUCAAAUUUCCAUCUUGAUGGUCAUGUCCAUGUAAAUUCACAAAAGGCAAUGUCAUUACCAUCUUCCCCACAUGAAUAUCGAGGUCAGUCUUCUGAGAGAAGUGGGCCAUCAAGACGUGACGUGAACCAUGAGCUGGAGUCAACUUGGAAUAAAGUCCUUCUCUUUCAUACUUGCUGAAACUAUACAAUCUUGUGUAGUGCAAUUCAAUUUGCUUGCUUGGCCAUCAAUGUAGUUUUUCUUUCUCCAGGGUUUUUUGGGGAAGUCUUCCGUGGCAUAUGGAAUGGCACAGAUGUUGCAAUCAAGGUUUUCCUGGAGCAAGAUUUAACUGCUGAGAACAUGGAAGACUUUUGCAAUGAGAUCUCAAUUCUCAGCCGGCUCCGACAUCCUAAUGUUAUCUUAUUUCUCGGUGCUUGCACCAAGCCUCCUCAUCUGUCAAUGGUUACGGAAUACAUGGAGAUGGGAUCAUUGUAUUACUUGAUACAUUUGAGUGGUCAAAACAAAAAGCUUAGCUGGCGGCGAAGAUUAAAGAUGUUGCGUGACAUAUGUAGAGGGUUGAUGUGCAUUCACCGUAUGAAGAUUGUUCACCGUGAUCUGAAAAGUGCAAACUGUCUAGUGAACAAGCAUUGGACCGUCAAGAUAUGUGAUUUUGGGCUUUCAAGAAUAAUGACAGAAUCUCCCAUGCAAGAUCCCUCAUCCGCUGGAACUCCGGAAUGGAUGGCCCCUGAACUCAUCCGAAAUGAACCGUUCACCGAAAAAUGUGAUAUCUUUAGCCUUGGGGUGAUAAUUUGGGAGCUCUGUACCUUGAGCAGACCAUGGGAAGGUGUACCACCUGAGAGGGUGGUUUAUUCGGUUGCUAACGAGGGUUCUAGAUUGGAGAUUCCUGAAGGUCCCCUAGGCAGGCUGAUUUCAGACUGUUGGGCAGAGUCACAUGAACGGCCAAGUUGUGAGGAGAUUCUUUCACGCUUGUUGGACAUCGAGUACUCAAUGUGCUGAUGCAAUCUUAUGCCUUUUGUACAUAGAACACGGGUAGA